Laccaria bicolor S238N-H82 is the source of this 2565-nucleotide messenger RNA. RefSeq lists its product as uncharacterized. The transcript has 10 exons. Gene Ontology annotation, molecular function: nucleotide binding; nucleic acid binding; 3'-5'-RNA exonuclease activity. Gene Ontology annotation, biological process: nuclear polyadenylation-dependent antisense transcript catabolic process; histone mRNA catabolic process; nuclear polyadenylation-dependent rRNA catabolic process. The record is from RefSeq and is a predicted model, not a curated record. Bases 1 to 2565 code for a protein of 854 amino acids. NCBI's taxonomy places the organism in Eukaryota, Fungi, Basidiomycota, Agaricomycetes, Agaricales, Hydnangiaceae. Gene Ontology annotation, cellular component: nuclear exosome (RNase complex); nucleolus.
AUGGAAGCAUCGUCCGGCGUUGAAUCGUCUUCAUUCGAUGUUUUCAACAGCCAACUUCAAGCUUCUGCACUGAAGGCAACCCGAAGUGCCGUAGGAUUACCCGUCGACAUCGCCUUCCACCGCUCCAUCGACCCCGCCUUCGCUAAGGACGUCGAUGCCUUCUCCUCACGCGUAUUAUUGCUAACGAACAAGCUAUUGAAUUUCGUUUCUACCGCGGACGAGUCGCAAAGAAGCAAGGGAAAAGGAAAAGCAAAGCUUCAAAACCAGGACGAUGUUGUUGACAAUUUUCAUUCCCUUGUCGUGGACUCCAUGGACCAACUACUGGAACGUACAGACAUCUGCUUGGAUGAGUUCCUUGGUCGGCACAAACCUCCCGCCAUCGCCAUCAACCCUCCAAUAGGAAAGACAGAAAAGCCCAGGAAGGAACCAAAACAACACACCUCACGGGGCUACUUGGACCCGGCUCUCCAACAUGCAUCGCACCUCCCCAAACCGCAAGUAAAAUUCAAACGGAAACCCGACAACAGCGAUGCACCGUGGUAUCCGACCAUUUCCCACAAAUUCAACGCAAAGGUUCCCCUGGGGCACGUCUAUCACGACGUUGGAUCGGACGGUGUCGUUGGGAAUCAUCCUUACCGUUACGAAAUCUCCCAUCUGAGCUACCCUCCAUAUCUUUUCAAGUCGUGCACGCCGCAACAGCCACCCUCUCUGGAAGAAACCAGCGCCAUCUGGAUAUCCACACCAGAUGAACUGCAAGCCAUGCUCGCAAAACUCAAAAAAGCGACUGAGAUCGCGGUGGACCUUGAGCACCACAGCUAUCGCUCGUACACUGGCUUCCUAUGCCUGAUGCAAAUAAGCGAUCGGGAAAACGAUUGGAUCGUGGACCUGUUGGCGUUGAGGGAUGAGAUUGAGCAGCUGAACGAGAUUUUCACCGAUCCUAAGAUCGUCAAGGUUCUUCACGGGGCUGAGAGUGACGUAGUAUGGCUUCAGCAAGACUUUAACGUCUACAUCGUCAACCUAUUCGAUACAUUCCAUGCAUCCAAACUUCUCGACUUCCCGCGCCACGGGCUAGCCAACCUCCUCGAGAUGUACUGUGAUUACAUCCCAGACAAACGAUAUCAACUAGCGGACUGGCGGAUACGACCUUUGCCCCAGGAAAUGCUAGACUACGCGCGAUCAGAUACACAUUUCCUCCUGUUUAUCUACGACAACCUCCGCAAUGCGCUCCUUGACCGUUCUCGGUCUCGGUCGUCGUCACCCUCGAGCUCCUCUCAAAAACCACAGCAUGCACUCCUCACUCAAGUGCUGACACGUUCUGCGGAGACCUCUUUGCGGGUGUAUGUCAAAGAGCCGUACGAUGCUGCGGACGGAUCAGGUCCUGGGGGAUGGGAUACCCUGGCCAAAAAGUGGAAUAAAGGGGCUCUUAUGGCCGGUGGGCCUGGAGUGGGUAUCGGUGCCAUGCAGAGGGAGGUCUAUGUUCGUGUUCACGGUUGGAGGGAGCGUGUGGCGAGAGAAGAGGACGAAAGCACGCGAUACACGAUGCCCAACCAAUACCUUUUCCAACUUGCCGAGCAGCCUCCCGCUGAUAUGGCGGCGCUGUUGGGUGUUUUCAAGUCCUCUGUGCCAGCCCUUGUGAGAAGGAGAGCGAAGGAGUUGUUAGAGGUGAUCAGGGAGGGCGUAAAACGGGGAUUGGAGGGUAAGCAAGUUGCGAAGGUGGAAGAAGAACCAAGUAAGACAGGGAGCGAGGUUGUUGCACCAGAUGCUGCAAGCAAGGAGAAGAUGGACGUAGAUUCGGUGCCUCCACAGGCUUCCUCGUCGCAAUCGUUCUGGGGGAAGGGUCAACCUUCAACAUCGUCAACAUCUGUUCCCUUGGCUCCCAAGUCCUCCCUCUUUGGCUCCACGAUACCUACCUCUCGCGUAUCCCAUGCUUCUUCAUACACAACGUCAACCAGCGCCUUGUUUGGCAAUAUGCUCGGAAGGCCAGGUUCUGGGCCUUCGUCACUGAAACAAUCUUACUCUGAGUCCCCUCAAUUCAAACAGCUUGUCGCAAGGAUCAACAGUACCAUGGUCAUUGUGCCUUCUAUGCCUACCAUUGCGGCUGAUCCUACCCCAUCAAGUAGCACAGGAGAAACCCAGGUCGAAGACAUCGACAUCCAUGCGGCUUCGGGGAUGCAGGUCGAGAUUCCCUACGUUCCUGCAGCACAGCGCCUGACGACGAUAGCACGGACCAAGGUGGAAGAGAAGGACACCAUUGUCAUGGUCGGUCAGCGGAAGCGGAAGCGGGCGAAGGGCGGUGGGAAAGCCAAGAUGGAGGUGGAGGACUCGCCAUCGCCAUCUAUCGACGGAAGCAAGGGAGUCUCAGAGACCAAUGCGGAACAAGCUCCCUUUGAUUUCUCUGCGGUCCCGAACAUAUUGGACGAUAACCCCGAUGCAGAGGAUAGGAAGAAGAAGAAGAAGAGGCAGAAGAAACAAAAUAAAGGCGGGACAUUCUAUGGUGACUUCCCAGCGCCUCCUAAAGCGCACAGUGAGCUGAAGAGUGGGAAUCAGUCGUAUACUUUCAAGUAG